GGACGAAGAGGACGAUGUUUUCGAAGGAACGACACAUCUGGUUCGAGUCCCAAGAACACCGGCUAGUAAUCAGCGAUCCACAGCUGAUGUCAAAAUUAACAUCGAGGGGAUGACAUGUCAAAGUUGCGUUAGCACUAUAGAACGAGUGUUAGGUGACCGGCCAGAUGUCGUCGAUAUAAAAGUGGAUUUAAAGGACAAAGCGGGUUACAUAAAAUAUGUAGUAAGUGAAACAACUCCCAGCGAAUUAGUGGAGGCAAUUAACGACAUGGGGUUCGAUGCCUCUUUACCUUCUUCAACGGGCGAUGGUACAUUUGAGAAUAGUAAUUCACCUUUGCAACCUGUUACGAGUACGUGCAGUAUACAUAUCAACGGAAUGACCUGCGGAUCUUGUAUUAAGAACAUAACUGAAGUAAUUUCGGAGAAACCUGGAGUUAAAGGAAUUGAUGUAAGCUUGGAGGCAAAAGAGGCAAAGGUCUCUUAUAGUAGUGGUGAUGUAACUGCUAACCAAAUUGCAGCAUACAUUGAAGAAAUGGGCUUUGAAGCUUUCGUUAAGGAUAUCGAUGGACAAUAUCCCGUUAAGGAUUUAAGUACUUCAUCCCGUGGUAAUGUAAAGAAUGGAGUUGUACCUAUGGAUGGACGAGGAGAUGUCGAAAGGAAACAAGUGUCCAAAUGCUUCAUGCAUAUAAAGGGUAUGACGUGUGCUUCGUGUGUAGUUGCUAUUGAGAAACAUUGUAGAAAAUUAUAUGGAGUGGAGAACAUUUUAGUAGCAUUAAUGCCUGCUAAGGCUGAAGUCAAAUACGAUCCCGACAAAAUCCAACCUAUCGAUAUCGCAUCCAGCAUUUCCGAUUUAGGAUUUCCUACGACAUUAAUCGAUGAGCCAGGUGCAGGAGAUGGAGAGGUAGAAUUGAAGAUUACCGGAAUGACGUGCGCUUCUUGCGUAAAUAAAAUAGAAUCGACAGUGAAGAAAUUACCAGGUAUUACUUUGGCCACGGUAGCACUCGCCACACAACGAGGGAAAUUUAAAUACGAUGCAGAAAAGACUGGUGUACGAGACAUUAUCGAGGCUAUCAAUAAAGUAGGCUUUACAGCAACUCUUUUGAGUAAUAAAGACAAGGAAAACAGAGGUUACCUUGAUCACAAAGAGGAUAUACGGAAAUGGAGAACUGCUUUCCUCAUAUCCCUGAUUUUUGGGAUACCAUGUAUGAUAGCGAUGACGUACUUUAUGAUAGUAAUGCGGAUUGAGAAUAAAUCUCAUUAUGAUAUGUGCUGCGUGUUACCAGGUCUUUCAUGGGAGAAUUUAAUUCUUUUCUUAUUUUCCACACCCGUGCAGUUUUUCGGAGGCUGGCAUUUUUACAUUGAAGCCUACAAAGCGUUGAAGCAUAGGACAACCAACAUGGACGUUCUUAUCUCUAUGACGACAACAAUUUCGUAUGUCUAUUCAGUAAUUGUUCUUGCAGUUGCAAUGAUUAAGCAAGAACCUACUAGUCCAGUAACUUUCUUCGAUACACCGCCGAUGUUGCUAGUCUUCAUUAGUUUAGGCAGAUGGUUGGAACAUAUUGCUAAGGGCAAAACUUCAGAAGCAUUGUCGAAGCUGCUGUCUCUAAAAGCCACAGAAGCAGUUUUGGUUACUUUAGGACCAAAUAAUGAAGUACUAUCCGAGCGAUUAGUUAGUGUCGAUUUAGUUCAACGCGGAGAUACGUUGAAAGUGGUACAAGGUGCCAAAAUUCCAGUUGACGGUAGAGUUUUAAGUGGUCAUUCGACUUGCGAUGAAAGUUUAAUCACCGGUGAAAGUAUGCCAGUGCCAAAGUCGCCAAGCUCCAUAGUGAUAGGUGGCUCUAUAAACCAAAAUGGACCUCUUUUAAUAACGGCUACUCAUACUGGAGAGCACACAACGUUGGCCCAAAUCGUGCGCCUAGUAGAAGAGGCUCAAACGAGCAAGGCUCCCAUUCAACAUCUAGCCGACAAAAUAGCAGGAUAUUUUAUACCUUUCGUAAUCGGUAUAUCAAUAUUGACCUUAGUAUCGUGGAUCAUAGUCGGUUACAUAAAUAUAGACGAACUACCAAUUUCGCCGAGCGAUCACAUUAACAAAUGUACUGUAAACAGGAAUGAACUAAUAUUUCAAUACGCAUUUCGGUGCGCAUUAUCAGUAUUGGCGAUAGCGUGUCCUUGUGCCUUGGGUCUGGCUACACCAACCGCAGUUAUGGUCGGUACAGGUAUUGGGGCACUAAACGGAAUUAUAAUAAAAGAAGCGGAAGCUUUGGAGAAUGCUCAUAAAGUACAGUGCAUUGCUUUCGAUAAGACAGGGACUCUGACACACGGUACACCUAGAGUAACCAGAAUAGGCAUUUUUGUAGAUGAGAGGAUAUGUUCUAUUGCCCAGCUGUUUUGUCUAAUUGGCACUGCAGAAGCCAACAGUGAGCAUCCUAUAGCUUCAGCAAUCGUCCGGUAUGUAAAAGAAACCAUCGGAUCUGAAGUAAACGGUGAAUGCUCCAAUUUUCAAACUGUCGUCGGCUGUGGUCUCAAGUGUAAAGUAUCUUAUUUGGAGACAAUGAUGUCGUAUGCUCUGAAAUCAGAAAACAUAGUGAACUAUAUCAACCAGAUGAAAAAAACACCUACUUGCACAGCCAGCUUGAAUGAUGUUUCUGUAGAUAUUGUACCAGUGACAACUUUUUCACAAGAAAGACAAAAUUUUGAACUUCAACAACUAUUAAGUCCUGACACUCACGGAGAUCAAACAAGUACAAAUGAUUCAUACGAAGUGUGCAUCGGUAACAGAGAAUGGAUGAAAAGAAAUGCUGUAGUCGUACCGGAAGAAGUUGAUUUCAAAAUGAUCGAUGAAGAAGAUCUUGGACGUACCGCAGUUCUCGUGUCUGUAAAUGGUACCCUAGUUGCAAUGAUCAGUGUUGCAGAUACAGUCAAAUCUGAAGCGCAUCUUGCUGUAUAUACCUUGAAAAAAAUGGGGCUGGAAGUUAUUUUAUUGACAGGCGAUAACAGAAAAACAGCUGCAUCUAUCGCUAGACAGGUGGGCAUUAGCAAAGUAUUUGCGGAGGUGCUGCCUUCUCAUAAAGUAGCAAAAAUACAAUGGUUACAAGAGCAGGGACUAAGAGUAGCUAUGGUCGGAGAUGGAGUUAACGACAGUCCAGGUCUUGCUCAAGCAGACGUUGGCAUUGCCAUUGCUUCUGGUACAGAUGUUGCCGUGGCGGCUGCCAAUGUCGUGUUAAUGAAGAACGAUCUGCUGGAUGUCAUUGGGUGUUUGCACUUAUCGAAGAAGACAGUGCAAAGGAUAAGACUAAAUUUUGUCUUCGCUAGCCUGUACAAUAUACUAGGUAUUCCAAUAGCUGCUGGUUUAUUCAGUCCAUUUGGUUUCUUCCUGGAACCCUGGAUGUCUUCAGCAGCAAUGGCACUGAGUUCCGUGUCCGUUGUCGGAAGUUCAUUGAUGCUUAAAGUAUAUCGUAAACCUACAAGAGCAUCGCUUGAAACUCCGGAAUACAUUGCGUCAAUAAAUCGCACAGCCCAAGGUAAAGAUUUGGAUACAAUUUCAAUUCAUCGUGGGUUGGAUGAUGGUAUAACAUCUACACUAAAUAAGUCAUCGUCAACAAUAUCCAGGAUGUUUGGAAGAUCUAAACAAGAUGUAGAAGGACGUCUUCUUGCAAACGAGAUAGAUGAAAACGAUUUGGCAGUGGAUUUCUCGAAUUACCAUAAGAGCAUAAAAAUUAAUGCAGCGAUUACACCUUUAUAA
This is a messenger RNA of Orussus abietinus, 3739 nucleotides long. RefSeq names its product copper-transporting ATPase 1 (gene ATP7). NCBI's taxonomy places the organism in Eukaryota, Metazoa, Arthropoda, Insecta, Hymenoptera, Orussidae. Gene Ontology annotation, molecular function: P-type divalent copper transporter activity; ATP binding; copper ion binding. Gene Ontology annotation, cellular component: trans-Golgi network; perinuclear region of cytoplasm; membrane. The record is from RefSeq and is a predicted model, not a curated record. Gene Ontology annotation, biological process: monoatomic cation transport; copper ion homeostasis.